This is a messenger RNA of Pochonia chlamydosporia 170, 1347 nucleotides long. Its product is annotated as acylamide-delta3(E)-desaturase. The record is from RefSeq and is a predicted model, not a curated record. The coding region runs from base 1 to 1347 and encodes 448 amino acids. Lineage: Eukaryota; Fungi; Ascomycota; Sordariomycetes; Hypocreales; Clavicipitaceae. The transcript has 2 exons. Gene Ontology annotation, biological process: lipid metabolic process.
AUGGAGAAGCAUAUCGUCUUUGAUAAGGCGCUGACCAAGGCUGAUUAUGCGGUUCUUCAGUGCCUGACCAGAGAUAUCAAAGCCGCCAGCGCCUCGCCGGCCCGAAAACUCAAACGAGAAGAAUUUGAUUACGAUUCUGGCUUGGGAUCUGGGGAGAGCUCUUCCAGCAGUGGGGACGAAGCCACGGCAGUUGCCCGCCAAGAUGAGGCCAGGGAUAUUGCGGCGAUGAAGGCGUCAAGGAACCCCGACAGUGCCAAGUUCGAGCCUACAAUCGUCAUGUCAGUCGAUGACUGUCAUUCCUAUCUGUACCCUUUGGUCAACAAAUAUCUUUUGCAACCAUACGUCCGGCAAGCGAGGAGGAUUGUUCGCCAUGAGACCGAUGUCGCCAUGAUAACUCAUCUUAUAUUAUACUUCACCACAUCUGUGCCAAGCGCACUCUUUCUAUUCCGUCACUUCACCUACACCCAUGGCAUUUUCCAUUUUAUCAUGCAAAUGUAUUACGUCGGGACGUAUACCUUGAUGCAGCACCAGCAUAUUCACCAACGGGGCAUUCUGGCCAAAAGAUAUGGCCUGUUCGACGCAGUAUUUCCUUAUGUCCUCGACCCUCUUAUGGGUCACACAUGGAACUCAUACUUUUACCACCACGUGAAGCAUCACCAUGUCGAAGGUAACGGACCUGACGAUCUAUCGUCGACUAUCCGAUACCAGAGAGACAGUCUCCCGGACUUCCUCCACUACGUUGGCCGAUUUUUCUUUCUAGUGUGGUUUGAUCUUCCCUUGUAUUUUCUACGCAAGAACCGAUAUGGCAUGGCAUUCAAGGCGGCUGGAUCUGAGUUCGCAACCUUCGGAUUUUACUAUCUGAUGUCCCAGGUUGUAGGCUCCAAGGCGACCUUUUUCGUAUACAUUCUUCCAUUCCUCAUGCUGCGAAUGGGACUGAUGGUCGGAAACUGGGGACAACAUGCUUUCGUGGACAAUGAGGAGCCGGACUCUGAUUUUCGGUCUAGCAUCACUGUAAUUGACGUUGCGAGCAAUCGAUUCUGCUUCAACGACGGCUACCACACAUCUCACCAUCUCAAUCCGCUCCGUCACUGGCGAGACCACCCCAUCUCGUUCCUUGAACAGAAGAAAACGUAUGCCAAAGAAGGGGCACUUGUGUUUCAUAACAUUGACUUUCUCAUGAUUACAUUUCGUUUGUUGCGCAAGGACUACGAGCACCUUGCAAAAUGCCUGGUACCUAUGGGCGACCAGAUUAAUCUCACUAUGGAUGGCCGGGUAGAACUGCUGAAGAGGUUGGCCAGGAAGUUUACAGAGGAAGAAAUUUCAGAAAAGUUUCGAAAGACGCAGUGA